AUGAAGCUCUCGAUGUCUCUUCUGGCCCUAGUGGCCACUAGCAUUGGGUCGGCGCAAGCCGCUGCCAUCAAAAAAGAUAACGCGGGGCAACACCCCCUCGAGAUGAACUCCAACUUUGGGGACGUUUUCGUGGAGAAGGGCAAGUCUUUGCUUGACCGUGUUUCUGAGGUUGUGAGCGAGUCGUCCAAAAACAUUUCUCCAGAAUUGAAGGAGAUUUGGAGUGAAAUGGAGGCCAAGUUCCCAGACACGCUCAGGAACAUGAAGCUCAAGUCAGAGCCGGCAGUCAAAAUUACAAAGAAACCUGCCGACUUCUGGGACUUCAAUGUUCUCAAUGAGAAAUUCUCCAACUACAAGCUGAGGGUUAAGAAGACAGACCCUGGAGCAUUGGGACUUGACCACACAAGACAAUACUCUGGAUACUUGGAUGUGGAGGACGAGGAUAAGCACUUCUUCUACUGGAUGUUUGAGUCCAGAAACGACCCGGCCAACGAUCCUGUGAUUCUGUGGCUGAACGGUGGUCCAGGAUGCUCCUCCCUGACGGGAAUGCUCUUUGAGCUUGGCUCUGCUUCCAUUGGUCCAGACCUCAAGCCAAUCAACAACCCAUAUUCGUGGAACAACAACGCCACCGUGAUUUUCCUUGACCAGCCUGUCAAUGUUGGAUUCUCCUACUCUUCCAAGUCCGUCUCCAACACAGUUGCAGCUGGUAAAGAUGUCUACGCUUUCUUGGAACUGUUCUACCAGCAAUUCCCGCACUUGCUGAAGAACGACUUCCACAUUGCAGGUGAGUCGUAUGGUGGCCAUUACAUCCCUGUGUUUGCCUCUGAGAUUCUCACGCAUGCCGACAGAUCUUUCAACCUCACCUCGGUGUUGAUUGGCAACGGUUUGACCGACCCACUUAACCAGUACCCAUUCUACGAGAGAAUGGCUUGCUCGACUGAUGGUGGCUACGAGCCAACACUGGACGAGUCUGAGUGCGAAGGAAUGUUGGACACCUUGCCUAGGUGUUUGUCACUGAUUGAGUCGUGCUACAGCUCGCAGUCCGUGUUCUCUUGUGUUCCUGCCUCCAUCUACUGCAAUAACGCACAACUUGGACCAUUCCAAAAGACCGGCAGAAACGUCUACGACGUCAGAAAGAUGUGCGAAGGAACUCUGUGCUACAAGGACAUGGAAUACAUCGACCAAUACCUCAACCAGGACUUUGUCAAGGAAAAGGUCGGUGCUGAGGUUGACACUUACGAGUCGUGUAACUUCGACGUGAACAGAAACUUCCUGUUUGCUGGUGAUUGGAUGAAACCAUACCACAAGAACGUUAUCAACUUGCUGGAGCAAGGUCUUCCUGUCCUGAUCUACGCAGGAGACAAAGAUUUCAUUUGCAAUUGGCUCGGAAACCAAGCCUGGUCGAAUGAGCUCCCAUGGUCCGGACACGACGACUUCGAGUCGGCUGAGCUGUACAACCUCACGUUGAACGAUGGCACCACGGUCGGUGAGGUCAAGAAUGCUGGCAAGUUCACCUUUGCUAGAAUGUUUGAUGGAGGACACAUGGUUCCAUACGACCAGCCUGAAAGCUCUUUGGCCAUGGUCAACAGAUGGAUUGCUGGUGACUACUCCUUGGGAACCAAGAAAUAA
Molecule: messenger RNA, 1626 nt
Organism: Ogataea angusta
Lineage: Eukaryota; Fungi; Ascomycota; Pichiomycetes; Pichiales; Pichiaceae
Exons: 1
Coding region: 1-1626 (541 amino acids)
Biological process (GO): proteolysis
Cellular component (GO): fungal-type vacuole
Molecular function (GO): serine-type carboxypeptidase activity
Source: RefSeq, a predicted model, not a curated record